Molecule: messenger RNA, 1180 nt
Organism: Haliotis rubra (blacklip abalone)
Lineage: Eukaryota; Metazoa; Mollusca; Gastropoda; Lepetellida; Haliotidae
Product: aquaporin-8-like
Exons: 5
Coding region: 111-893 (260 amino acids)
Biological process (GO): transmembrane transport
Cellular component (GO): plasma membrane
Molecular function (GO): water channel activity
Source: RefSeq, a predicted model, not a curated record
UGCUGAUGUUUAGGCUCGAGUGACAUUGGACACUAUAUCAGUCGGUACUGCCGUUCACUGGGACAGUCGACGAGAUCUAUUCUUCACAGCACACCAACUCAAACAGCAUCAUGUCGAAAGAAAGCGAUUCCCUCAUCAACAGGGGUGAUGAAGCUCCAUUGCGACCUUUUCAGAAAAUACUGCAGCCUUGCAUGGCCGAAUUCUUAGGGGUGUGUCUGUUUGUGUUCGUUGGGUGCAUGACGGUUCAAGAUCCCCUCGGUCUGAAUAGCAAAGGUAGCCCCGCGUUGACCUCGGCCUCCGCGGUCGCUGUUGGACAUGGGUUUAUGAUAGCAUUGCUUGUUGUGGCGUUUGGAAGUACCAGUGGCGCCCACAUCAACCCAGCGGUGACAUUUGGCAUCCUCCUGAGCGGCGCCAUCACUCCCGUCAUGGCUUUUGCAUAUGUAAUGUCUCAGCUACUUGGGGCUAUGGUGGGAGCAGGAUUGGUCAGGGCUGUUCUUCCAGUUGCAGAGUACGAGUUGAUCAAUGGUGGGGCACACAUUCUGUCGGCAGUCGGACCCGGGCCAGGCAUCGUGUGCGAGAUCCUCCUGACCACAGUUUUGGUCCUGACAGUGUUAAUGUCUGCCGUCGAUGAUCACAGCAAGUCCAACCUCGCACCUCUGGCCAUCGGCUUCGCAGUGACUGUGUGCAUCUUUGCUGGGAUCAACACUACUGGGGCCUCCAUGAAUCCAGCCCGCAGUUUUGGUCCUGCCGUAGCUCUCAGUGUGUACAAAUCUGAAGUGUGGACCUACCACUAUGUGUACUGGGUCGGUCCACUCCUUGGAUCUGUGAUAGCUGCCCUCUUCUACAGAAUCAUCUUUGCAUGCCCAGAGAAGAGGUUCUUCUGUAAGGAAUAGUGUGGUUGGAACCAAGAGAGUUAACUCUACCACGAUUUAUUUACUGAGUUUCCUGUUCCUGUAUGUUAGAGAAAGGGUAGACCAGCUCACCUACCAGACAGCUGAUACAAUGUGUUCCUUAUCUAUGUUAAUCUGUUCUACAGUAAUCUACAGUAAUCAGGGCCAUGGGGUAGCCUAGUGGUUAAAGUGUUCGCUCAUGGCGCCCGGGUUCGAUUCCCCACAUGGGUACAAUAUGUGAAGCCCAUUUCUGGUGUCCCCCGACCUGAUAUUGCAUGAAUAUUGCUAAA